AUGGCUACUGACUACAAAUUCGAGGGUUGGGUGGCAGAUGAUCCCUCUUCCGUGGACGGGAAGAUGGUCUGGCGAGAGUACGAGCCAAAGGUCUGGGAGGAGACGGACGUCGAUAUCAAAAUCACUCACUCGGGUAUUUGCGGCUCAGAUAUUCACACGCUGCGCGCUGGCUGGGGUGCCACCAGAUUUCCUUGCGUCGUCGGCCAUGAGAUUGUCGGUGUGGCUGUCCGUGUUGGAUCUCAGGCAGGCGAUAUCAAAGUCGGCGACGUCGUCGGCGUAGGUGCCCAGUCCGACUCAUGCCUGUCUCGUGACGGCCCUUGCGAUGCGUGCGAGGUCGGCGAGGAGAACUACUGCGCCAAGCGCAUCAACACCUACAACAGUCUUCACCGAAAUGGAAGUAAGACGCAGGGAGGCUAUGCGCUGUACCAUCGCUGCCCCAGCUACUUUGUCAUCAAAAUUCCGAAGGGCAUCGCACCAGAGCAAGCCGCCCCCAUUCUGUGUGGCGGUGUGACCGUCUUUUCACCUCUGAAGCGCUACAAUGUCGGGCCCGGCAAGAGGGUUGGCGUCAUUGGCGUCGGCGGUCUCGGUCAUUGUGCAGUCUUGUUUGCAAAGGCUCUCGGCGCGGACAAGGUGGUGGCCAUCUCGAGAAAGUCUGAUAAGAAGCAAGAUGCCUUACAGCUUGGUGCGAACGACGUCAUCGCCACUGCUGAGGACGAGGAAUGGGCCACGAAGAAUGCCGGCACUCUUGACGUGAUCAUUUCAACGGUUGCGUCUCCCAAGAUGCCUCUGGGCCAGUACCUCGGUCUCCUUUCGCGAGGUGGCACCCUUGUGCAAGUCGGUGCUCCCGAAGAGCCGGUGCCCUUGAGCCCAUUUGCUCUCAUCAGAUCUAGAGUGCAUCUGACCGGGUCGGUCAUUGGUAGCCCCGGGGAAAUUCGAGAAAUGUUCGACCUUGUCGCUGCAAAGGGAGUGAAGGUCUGGGUUGAGACACGCCCAAUGAAGGAGGCCAACCAGGCAGUUUUGGACAUGGUUGAGGGAAAGCCUAGAUACCGAUAUGUCUUGACAAACUGA
Molecule: messenger RNA, 1068 nt
Organism: Colletotrichum orchidophilum
Lineage: Eukaryota; Fungi; Ascomycota; Sordariomycetes; Glomerellales; Glomerellaceae
Product: zinc-binding dehydrogenase
Exons: 3
Coding region: 1-1068 (355 amino acids)
Biological process (GO): alcohol metabolic process
Molecular function (GO): zinc ion binding; alcohol dehydrogenase (NADP+) activity
Source: RefSeq, a predicted model, not a curated record